This is a messenger RNA of Microplitis demolitor, 1482 nucleotides long. Its product is annotated as GATA zinc finger domain-containing protein 14-like. Lineage: Eukaryota; Metazoa; Arthropoda; Insecta; Hymenoptera; Braconidae. The transcript has a single exon. The annotation marks the transcript as partial. The record is from RefSeq and is a predicted model, not a curated record.
GAUAAUAAUAAUAAUAAUAAUAAUAAUAAUAAUAAUAAUAAUAAUAAUAAUAAUAAUAAUAAUAAUAAUAAUAAUAAUAAUAAUAAUAAUAAUAAUAAUAAUAAUAAUAAUAAUAAUAAUAAUAAUAAUAAUAAUAAUAAUAAUAAUAAUAAUAAUAAUAAUAAUAAUAAUAAUAAUAAUAAUAAUAAUAAUAAUAAUAAUAAUAAUAAUAAUAAUAAUAAUAAUAAUAAUAAUAAUAAUAAUAAUAAUAAUAAUAAUAAUAAUAAUAAUAAUAAUAAUAAUAAUAAUAAUAAUAAUAAUAAUAAUAAUAAUAAUAAUAAUAAUAAUAAUAAUAAUAAUAAUAAUAAUAAUAAUAAUAAUAAUAAUAAUAAUAAUAAUAAUAAUAAUAAUAAUAAUAAUAAUAAUAAUAAUAAUAAUAAUAAUAAUAAUAAUAAUAAUAAUAAUAAUAAUAAUAAUAAUAAUAAUAAUAAUAAUAAUAAUAAUAAUAAUAAUAAUAAUAAUAAUAAUAAUAAUAAUAAUAAUAAUAAUAAUAAUAAUAAUAAUAAUAAUAAUAAUAAUAAUAAUAAUAAUAAUAAUAAUAAUAAUAAUAAUAAUAAUAAUAAUAAUAAUAAUAAUAAUAAUAAUAAUAAUAAUAAUAAUAAUAAUAAUAAUAAUAAUAAUAAUAAUAAUAAUAAUAAUAAUAAUAAUAAUAAUAAUAAUAAUAAUAAUAAUAAUAAUAAUAAUAAUAAUAAUAAUAAUAAUAAUAAUAAUAAUAAUAAUAAUAAUAAUAAUAAUAAUAAUAAUAAUAAUAAUAAUAAUAAUAAUAAUAAUAAUAAUAAUAAUAAUAAUAAUAAUAAUAAUAAUAAUAAUAAUAAUAAUAAUAAUAAUAAUAAUAAUAAUAAUAAUAAUAAUAAUAAUAAUAAUAAUAAUAAUAAUAAUAAUAAUAAUAAUAAUAAUAAUAAUAAUAAUAAUAAUAAUAAUAAUAAUAAUAAUAAUAAUAAUAAUAAUAAUAAUAAUAAUAAUAAUAAUAAUAAUAAUAAUAAUAAUAAUAAUAAUAAUAAUAAUAAUAAUAAUAAUAAUAAUAAUAAUAAUAAUAAUAAUAAUAAUAAUAAUAAUAAUAAUAAUAAUAAUAAUAAUAAUAAUAAUAAUAAUAAUAAUAAUAAUAAUAAUAAUAAUAAUAAUAAUAAUAAUAAUAAUAAUAAUAAUAAUAAUAAUAAUAAUAAUAAUAAUAAUAAUAAUAAUAAUAAUAAUAAUAAUAAUAAUAAUAAUAAUAAUAAUAAUAAUAAUAAUAAUAAUAAUAAUAAUAAUAAUAAUAAUAAUAAUAAUAAUAAUAAUAAUAAUAAUAAUAAUAAUAAUAAUAAUAAUAAUAAUAAAAAUAAUAAUAAUAAUAAUAAUAAUAAUAAUAAUAAUAAUAAUAAUAAUAAUAAUAAAAAUAAUAAUAAUAAUAAUAAUAAUAAUAAUAAUAAUAAUAAUAAUAAUAAUAAUAAUAAUAAUAAUAAUAAU